Triticum dicoccoides is the source of this 3526-nucleotide messenger RNA. RefSeq lists its product as uncharacterized. The transcript has 10 exons. Gene Ontology annotation, cellular component: nucleus. The coding region runs from base 1 to 2976 and encodes 991 amino acids. NCBI's taxonomy places the organism in Eukaryota, Viridiplantae, Streptophyta, Magnoliopsida, Poales, Poaceae. The record is from RefSeq and is a predicted model, not a curated record.
AUGAAGGGCGGCCGCCUGCACCGCCCGGAGCCCCCGGCCCCUCACGCGGCCGCGGCCCUGCCCGCGCCCGCCCCCGCCCCCGCCCCCGCGCCCGCCGACGACUGGGUGGACGGCUCCUGGACGGUGGACUGCUCCUGCGGCGUCACCUUCGACGACGGCGAGGAGAUGGUGAGCUGCGACGACUGCAGCGUCUGGGUGCACACGCGGUGCGCGCGCUACGUCCGCGGCGUGCACACCUCCUUCUCCUGCCACAACUGCCGGCACAAGCGCGCCCCCUCCUCCGCCGACGAGACCGAGGUCGCCGAGCUCCUCGCCGAGCUGCCCACCCACCGCCCGCCCCCGCUCUACCGCAGGUGGGCCGAGGUCCCGCUCCCCGCCCGCGUCCACGUCCACGGCCUCCCCGGCGGCGGGGCCGACGCCUCCCUCUUCCGCGGAUCCCCCUCCCCCACCGCCUUCUCCGCCGCCCUCUGGCGCUGCGCCGGCUACGUCCCCAAGAAAUUCGGCUUCCGCUACUGCGAGUUCCCCUCCUGGGCCGAGGACAAGGACAAGAGUGCCGAGGACAAGAGGACCGAGGACAAGGACAAGAGUGCCGAGGACAAGAGGACCGAGGACAAGGACGGCGCCGACGCUCUUUUCGCGAUGGCCAGGGAGAAGCGGGAGGAGACGGCGCCAGCGCCACCGCCGGCGGCCAGAUUAUCCCUCCCGAUUGGGAAUAAGGGAAACAAGAAAGCUCAAACCCUAAGCAAGAAGGCUGAAGGCAGUCAACAUGCUGGCGCAAAAGAAGUUCCUCCUCGGACAGAUGCUAAGACAAAAGGAGCACCCAAGAUCGCUGCAGAGGCUGAUACACAGGAUAAUGGGUUUGAGUCGAAAGGGGAUCUUAACAUGCCUGAUAUCAGGCACAAGGAUCAGUUUGCCGACAUAACCAUGGCCAAUUCUGAUUUUAAAGUGGUUGGUGAAGCUAAUAAGAAGAUGAAGGAAUCCUUGGAACUGAGUGGGGAGAAGAGGAGUUCUGAGGGAGCUCCAAGGAUGCUGAAAAAGGAAGAACCUAAGGAGUCUAUUAAACUGGAGAUCUCCUCUGGAGGUAGAGCUACAUCAGCUGUGGCAGAACAGGAAGCACACUCACGGUUUGUCAAGGCAGAGGUUAGCAUAUGUAAGAAACAAAUUGAAGGAAGCCAUAAUGUGGACUUACAAUCUGGCAUAAAGAAUGCAGAAAUGGAUGGAGCUACGCGUAGCCAUGGUUCCAUGAAAGUGCACGUGGGUCUUCAGAAACAACCAAAUCAAGCUUCUUCAAAUCUACAGGAUCGUGAGAGAACAAAGGCUACCCAGUUCAUUAAUGAUGAGCAUAGGAGCGACAAUCAAGGUCAAGGGAUUGGUGCAGGUUCUUUGACUGCUCAAAGAAGUUCAGCCAAGUCUAUCUCUGAUUCAGGCUCUGACCUUCUAAAUUCCGUGACAAACAGUCAGAUGCACACAAUACCUGAGCAAAACUCAGCUUUAGGUGCUCAGAAAGUUUGCACUGCCUCUUCUGGUCCUACACAUUCCCAUGUUGAGAUAUCACACUCUUUAGUUUCAGCAGAACCAUCAUCAGGAGGGAAGACUAGCCGUUUAAUGAAAAAGGAACAGACGAAGUUGGUUACUCCUGCUGAUAGCAAACAUGAUUCUGUAAAGCAUCCUGCAGAGAGUUCCAAGGAAUUUAGUAGGUCCUCUGAGAAAGUUCAACUGAAAGGCUCCCUUUCUUCUGCACCAAAAUCAUCUCAAACAAGCAAAUCAUAUGUGCCUUCAGCCAAACUUAGAGUACCGGUCUCAAAGGAGCAGUCACAAAAGACACCUAUGACUGCUGGCACCACAGCUAGAUCAUUCCAUGGAGAAGUGCCACCAUUGCAUUCUCGUAACAAGGCAAUACCUUCUAAUUUACCCCAGAAAAAAGACAAGACCCAUCACCGCUUUGUUCAUGUCACACAAGAGGGCUCUACUAAUUCAGCAUCAACUGAGUUGCGAGCCUCUGAUGCGACAGCUUCAUUGAGUGAUGAACAGCUUGCGUUGUUAUUACAUCAACAAUUAAAUAGCUCCCCAAGAGUACCAAGGGUGCCACGUGGCCAACAAACAGGUAGCCAGAUGCUACAUCAAACUGGAGCGUCUGUUUUUUCCAAGCGGUCUUCAGCACAUGGAGGAAGGGAUCAAACACCGGUGUUAAAGAAGAGAAACAAAGAUGAUGUCGCAUUGAGAGAUAAUGGCGACAACAAGAGGUCAGGAAAGGUGUCUCUUGUUGAACGAAGGCAUAAAGAUUAUAGCACCGAACGUACUCCUUCUGUGAAGGACUCAUGCAGAUUAGCUGACAAUGCAGAACUGGAAGAGCAAAAUCAUGGUAUGUGUUCAAACGAAGCUACCACUGGGUUAGAAAAGGACGACCGGAUGGAUAGCGGUCUUCCGCGCAGUUUACCUGGAUUCAUUGAUGAAAUCAUCAGUAGCAACAGAAAUAUAACAUAUGACGAACUGUGUGAUGCUAUCGGUGAGCAUUGGAGGGAUUUAGUUAAACCCAAAGGAGAAGAUUAUUCAUAUUCCAGCUUUUUACAUGCUGUCGAUGAUUGUCUCAGGACAAAGAGCGAGUGGGCUCACCUUGUUUACCAGGCUCCAAAGACGAAUCCGAAUAAACGACGCAAGGUGGAAAGCGACCCUUCAUCGGCCGAUGUAAUGGAAACAGAGAAGACAAGAAACCAGGCUGAAAGAUAUCCGGGAGAAGAGGGUAGUUCCGAGUCGCAACAAGGUGUGCCAAGGGGCAAAAGGAAGGGUCGGAAACGCUCCCGUCAUGAAAUGAAAUCCUCGAGUUCCAAGAAGAGGAGGAAGAUAUCGAACAUGGAUUCAUCCUCGGAGGAUGCUGCUCCCCCUUUGUCUAAUUCCAGCAGCAACCCCAUGGUUGAUGAGAGCCAAGAAGAUGAUUCUUCUGGCGGUGAUAGGCAACCUAACUUUGCAGGUUCAUAGGAUGUCCUGCUGAUGCAGUGCUGUUGGCAAUGACAUUAGACUGGAAGGGGACCAGCUGUUUUCCUUUCUGGCCCUCGAAUGCAGUAAAAGUUUGUUGGGAGCAUUUCCUUUAACCGGAGUUCAGGUUUGUAGCAGGCAACGAACUGUCAGGUUUGAUGCCCAACAAGCCGCGCUCAUGUAACAGUAGUGUAAUCUAGAGUAACCAUUUCUUUCCCAGCAGAGUAGAGUAUGUUUUUUUUUUUGAAGCAAGUAGAGUAUGUUUUUUGGUUGGCAUGCUUGAGCUAGUAUGUUGAGUGUGCAUUUUGUAGCUCUGUAUGAGCAUAUGCCCUAGUGCAGUAAAGCAGGCAGUCUGUAUAUCAAGUCCUCGAGAAAGCAUUUUGAUGCCUAUUGGUUGCCACCGCCAAGAAGGGCAAAACCAUUGCGAGCUCAAAAACAUUUUUCGUGUUUAGUCGCAAGCCUGUGUAGCAACCAAUCCCCACCGAUAAACAAAACAACUGAAUGUUGUGAUCAUAUUUGCUCUGUGCACAUACAAAUUAAUGUUGUGUUCAUA